Messenger RNA from Brassicogethes aeneus, 3465 nucleotides. Lineage: Eukaryota; Metazoa; Arthropoda; Insecta; Coleoptera; Nitidulidae. The record is from the annotation of a GenBank genome assembly.
GCGAGAAAUAUUAAAACAAUAGGCACAUACAUACUUAUUGCUGUGAUUAGAUAGUGGAACCUGAUGAGAAAUACUUUUACUAUGGAAGACAUCCGUUUAUUGUUGUUUUCAGACGAAAAUGCAUCAAUAAUAAAUCGACAGCCUGCAAGAGAUGACGAUGGUUUUCCUGGAAGCAGAAGGCCAAUUCCAAUAUCUUUCAUCGAUUUGGAAACAUCUCAAACCAGCUGCUUCACUCCACUGCAUGGCUUGGAUUUCCUAAGACCACACAGCCAAUACGUUAUACAGCAAACCGUCGAGUUGCAAGACUUGCUUGAUGAAGCAUCGGAAAAUAGGUUCAACAUAAAAGCAGCCCGAGGAGAGACUUUGUACUCCGCAUCGGAAUCAUCAACCGGUUGCCAAAGAAGUUGUUUUGGAUCCAGCAGAUCUUAUAUCAUGAAAGUAUUCGACCCAUCGCAACAAAAAGUUAUGGAGUUUAGGAGACGUCUGGCCUGUGGUGCUUGCAACUUUUGGUUCUACUUACAGGAAUUAGAAGUAUGGGCAGAUCCUGGGGAAUAUUUGGGUGCCGUUAAACAAAACAUGGCAUUACUUAAAACAUCUUUUAACGUAUCAGAUAGAAAUGCAAACAUUAUCUAUAACAUUCAAGGACCUGAUUCCUUUUGCUGUCUAUUAGGAAAAAAUGAAAACUUCCAUAUUUACAAUAAGGAUGGUUCAACGCAAGUGGGCACUAUUAUUCAUCAGUGGGAUCAAUUGGAAAACUCCUAUAAUAUACAGCUUCAAACCCCUGAUAAUGCCACAACUAGACAUAAAGCACUUUUACUGGGUGCAGCAUUUCUUUUGGAGUAUAUGUAUUUUGAAAAUACCAAGAAAACUCGUGUUAGGUGCAUUUGCUAAAUGUCAGAUAGUAACAAAUUCUAUACAGGGUAAUAACUUAAAAAUUAUUUAAUAAAAAACAAUUGUAUAUAUGUUCAUGUUUAUUUAACCGGUUCUACAAAUAAACUCUAAAAACUAUUAAAAUUUAUAAUUUAAAAUAAUUUAAUAUGGGUACCUAGUAUGUAUGUCAACUAAACAACACAAAAUUUACAUAAUGGUUUUCAACUAGGCAAGUAUUAAAAAUGAAGCUACCAAAAUUGCAAUAAUAAAAUACAAAAAACAACAAAAACCGUACCCACACAGCUGUGUAGGUAGGGAAUUAAAUAUACAAAUAUAUUUAUUAUAACACAAGCGUCCUAUUUAUUAAGUAGGUAUACCUAUAGGAAUAAUUAAUAUUAAAAUGAUUUUAUUUACACUGUUUAAAAUUUACAACUGCCGUUUGAAAAUAUCUAUAAUAGGUAAUUUUAAAAUACGCGUAAUUCAAACAAGAUUACUAGCAGAUAUAUGUAUGUAAGGGCAAAAAAGUAACCAAGUACUAGUCAUAAUUAGGGGUGCUGGCUCCUGUAGGUACUAUUUUACAAGAAUCAAAACCAAUGUAUUUUUCAUAAUAUUUAACAAUUUAAGUUAAAGCAUUUUUUAAAAUUUGAGUGCAGAUUAAAAAAAAAAAUAUUUUUUAAUUAAAACAGUUUUGGUCUGAUUUUUGUACUACCUGUUUUUAUGCAUUAUUUAAUCCACUCGUUGGUGAAAUAUAAUUUAAAAUUGAUUUACGUUUAGUUUAGUUUAGAAGCAACAUACACACAUACUCGUACUACAACCGUAUUGAUGUUAAACACUGAUUUAACUAUAUUGUUAAUAUACAUAAGUAAACUAGAAUUAAUUAAUUAACACGAAAAGUGGACAGAAUUGUGUAUAAUUGGACAGGGUAGGUUUAGUAUUUAUUCUGUCAAUCGGAUGAUCCAUUUGACUGGACGACUAAACCACACAUUUUUAUUGAGUGAUCAACACACAAUCACUGAGCAAGAAAUAAAAACUUUAUAUAGACUAGAUAAUAUUGCAUAAUUUUCAAGUAGGUAUUUGAUUUUUUUUCUUCCCGGAAUGUUCUAAAAACUCUACCAUCUAUGAUAUAUCUACUUGACAACACCAAUUUGACACAAUUAGCCAAUUUAGCUACAAAUCUCUCGACUUAAAAAUUUAAGAAUAAUAUCUUUUAACACAUCAUCUUUAUAAAAAUAUAAUUUGUUAUGUAAAUGUGCCUACAAAAUAUAUAAUAGUAAUGUUGUGAAAGAAUGAUUUGUGCCUGUCCGUACUGCUAGCAAGUGUGAGGGAGCUCUCUAAAAUUUGUAGCUAAAAUGCUUGCUUGCACAAAUUGCAGUCUUAAAAUAAAAAUAAAAAAAUUAAAUAACGACUGUCAAAACUAUUGUGUCUUAAUUUAAUAUAUUUACUACACACAGAAUAGAUAAAUACUAUGUAUGUAUACUACUACUCUAUUACAGCUACAUUCUAGGUAAAUCUGUUGUUUUGCAGCAGCAGGUAGUAAGGUACUACAUAUAACAUACUUGUGAAGAACUGAAAAAGUGCUCUCAUCUAAUUAACCUAACAGCGAUAUCACAGAAAGAAAUGCUUACCUAAAAUAAAAGCUGAGAACGUAAAUGAAACAACAAAAUGGAAAAAUUUAGUAUUUAGUGCCCAAAAACCCGAUUAAAUACCUACAUAGAUAGGCAAGUGUCCUUGUUUAUAAAGCGGUGUGCAAUUGCAUAUUCAUAUGGUACAUACAUUGGCCCCAGCAGAUUCGUUUCGAUUCGAUCCGAUCCAUCCUGUCCACUGGGAGCAGUGUUGCCAACUUAGCGACUUUGUCGCCAGAUCUAGCGUUUUUAAGUUAGGCAAAAUUGAUAGAAGUGUGUUACAUCGUUGAAAAGAGAACAAUUCAUGAGCUGGCCAAAUAAUCAGAAAUAAAUUAAAGGCCAAUAUCUAAAGAAGAAGAAGAAGAGAACAAUUUUACCUAUUUUUUGAUGAAAAAAUCUAAGUUGGCCAUGAUAUCUCAAAUUUUAGGGCGUAGAAAAAAACAAAUGAAUGCCAUUAUCAUUACCUGUCAUUGCAAACAAUGUCAAAAUAUAAAGUUUCAAAUUGCUUUAAUAGUAAAAAAGUUGCUUAGAAAAUGAAUCUUUUCAUUGGCAAGGCAAAACACGAAUGUAAAGUGACAGGUCUGUGUGAAAAGAAAUUGACAGCAUCGUUUGACAUUCGUUUCAAAAUUUGGAUUGUAUUUGCAUAGGUAAGUACCUAAAUAUCAUUUAGAACACAAUUAUUUGUGUUUGUAUAAUAAAUUCUAAUUUUAAGUGCAUUUAUUUAAAUUAAGAAGGUAAUGUUUAUUGAUUUUAAGUAACUUAUACCUUAAAAAUUGAAAGAAUAAGAUGCCAAACGUGUUUUUAGGUUAUUUUGUUUUGUAUUUGAAUAUAAUAAAAAAAGGGUCGUAGAAAAAACGACUCUUGUGAGUCAAGUAUAAAAAAGUCUCUUUUCAACACUUGUAAAACAAAUAAUUAUUUGAAAUAUCCUAAACAACCCAAAAAAGUCCAGUCUAAAAUAGUUAACUAUUUUAGA